Molecule: messenger RNA, 941 nt
Organism: Melospiza melodia melodia
Lineage: Eukaryota; Metazoa; Chordata; Aves; Passeriformes; Passerellidae
Gene: LURAP1L
Product: leucine rich adaptor protein 1 like
Exons: 2
Coding region: 1-573 (190 amino acids)
Biological process (GO): positive regulation of canonical NF-kappaB signal transduction
Source: RefSeq, a predicted model, not a curated record
AUGGAGACCGGCGCCCCGCCUGACCUCCGCGACGUCGAGCAGAAGCUGGGGCGCAAAGUGCCCGAGAGCCUGGCGCGGCCCCUGCGCGGGGAGGAGCUGCCGGCCCGCCCCGCCGCCGCGGCCCCCGGACCCCGCCGCCGCCGCGCUGCCGCCCUGGCCCGUCUGGAGACGAAACUUCAGCUCCUGAGGCAGGAGAUGGUUAAUCUCCGAGCCACUGAUGUGAAGCUUAUGCGCCAGCUCCUACUCAUCAAUGAAAGUAUUGAAUCAAUCAAGUGGAUGAUUGAAGAGAAAGCCAUAGCCAGCAGAGGCAGCAGUUUGAGUGGAAGCCUGUGCAGCUUGCUAGAAAGUCAGGAGACAUCGCUCCAUGGCAGCUGUAACAGUUUGCAAGACUGUAGUGAUGGACUGGAUGGAAUAUCAGUGGGGAGUUACUUGGACACCUUAGUGGAUGAUGUUCCUGGUCACCAGACCCCUUCAGAUCUGGACAAAUUCAGUGAUUCUUCUGUCACGGAGGACUCACAGUCUCUGCAUAAGCAUCCAAAAAUUGAUUCUGAUGAGUACUACUGUUUUGGUUAAUAAGAACAAGUUCCAGUGGGACACAAAUGCACUUGUACUUAACCUUUUUCUUUGCUGCUAUUUUAUUUCAUGUGCAAAACCCCCAAAGUCCUCUUGGAAGGAGAAUAUAGUAUGAUACUUCGAUUCUAUUGCUUAACUUUUCUAUUGCUUCUCCUUGAUGGGUUGGGUUUGUCUCAUCCUCCUCCUUCUCACAUUUUCUUAAUUUAUUGUCACAAUUAUUUUUGCUUUAAUUUUUUACAAUGCUAUAUUUACAAGUCUGUAAAACUGGUCAAGGAAAAGCUUUAUCUUUAAAAUUAAACAUCAGAGAAUGAAUAAACAAUGAUUAACAAUUUUGUAUUUGUUGUUAAUAAAACAUCAUGUGAAAAAUA